Batrachochytrium dendrobatidis JAM81 is the source of this 327-nucleotide messenger RNA. RefSeq lists its product as uncharacterized. Gene Ontology annotation, molecular function: protein binding. The coding region runs from base 1 to 327 and encodes 108 amino acids. Lineage: Eukaryota; Fungi; Chytridiomycota; Chytridiomycetes; Rhizophydiales. The transcript has 3 exons. The record is from RefSeq and is a predicted model, not a curated record.
AUGGCUUCUGUAAAUAAUGGACAGACCACAAGCUGUGAGGAGUGGUUAAUGCUGCGAGUCGGGGCGGUUCCCCGCAACUCACUUGGAUGGUUCAGAUGUGGAGUGGGAUUUUAUAACAAAAAGGAGUUCACCAAGGCCAUCGAGUGUUUUGAAAAAAGCGUACAGCUUGAUCCUAUGAAUUACAAUGCUUACCAGAUUAUGGCUCGAGCCUGUAUUGCCGUCAACAGAAAAGACGAUGCCAUCAAUGCAUUAAAGCAAUCUGUAUCGUUGGAUAAUCCUUCCGAUUGGCAAGUGUAUUGCCAGAUCUUGACAAGUUUGCCCGAUUGA